This is a messenger RNA of Aquila chrysaetos chrysaetos, 792 nucleotides long. RefSeq names its product collagen alpha-1(I) chain-like. Bases 1 to 792 code for a protein of 263 amino acids. Lineage: Eukaryota; Metazoa; Chordata; Aves; Accipitriformes; Accipitridae. The transcript has 2 exons. The record is from RefSeq and is a predicted model, not a curated record.
AUGCCCUGGGAAACCCGCAGACCCCCCCCGCCGCUGAGGGCUGCGAAGGACCCGCUCCUCGGGAGCCCCACCGUCAGCCCGGCCCGGCCGGGGACCCGCGGCAACCUCCCCCCCGCGGCACGGGCGGCCCCGCUGCUCCGCCGGGGCAGAGUUACGGGUAACCGGGGGCAGCGAGGAAGCGCAGCCCCGACCCGCGCUGCUCCUCCCCGGGGAGCGCGCAGGGCCUGCGGCCGCCGCCCACGACGCGCCCCGGACACGCGGGGCCGGGCCGAGCCUUCCCGCCCGCGGAGCGUGUGUGUGCGUGGCGGGGCGGGGGAGCGGGGGCAGCCCCUGCCGUCGGGCCGGCGCUGCCCCGGCUCUCCCGCCCGCAGCGGGCCGGCCCCGGGAGAGGCGCGGGGGGCCCCGCUGCCCCUGGCCCCCACGGGCACGCCUUUGCACCCCCCGAAACAAACCCAGUCCUUGUGCCCAGCCGCGGCCGCUGCGGCGGGGAGAGCCGAGUACGCGUUUUCGCGCAGACCUAGGUGCGCGGACGGCAACACAAUAGGGAUCAAGAGCGCUUUGGCGAACGCUGUUAAGCCGGUGGGUUAUUUAGGGAAAGCGACACGGCAGACACACGCUCAGGCACCCGUGCGACCGGUCUCUACAGCGCACGAACCUGCGGAGGAACCAGCCCGCAAUCGAUUCCCCCGAUCCGCGAUAGCCGUAGUGCGGCUGUUGAUCCCAACUGAAAUAAAAGCGGGGCCCUCGUUAGCAGAACGUUAUCGGGAUCGAUUUCGGGGACAUUCACGGUGA